Molecule: messenger RNA, 138 nt
Organism: Dentiscutata heterogama
Lineage: Eukaryota; Fungi; Glomeromycota; Glomeromycetes; Diversisporales; Gigasporaceae
Source: the annotation of a GenBank genome assembly
CAAGCUGCUUCGUAUGGUUUUAAGGGUGAAUUUAACGUCGGAAGAUGCUAUCGAGAAGAUUAUGUAAUAAGCAAGGUGAUUGAUUAUGAUGAUGCUGUAAAAUUCAUUCAUGCUGCGCUUAAACAUUCGAAUGAGUGA